AUGCUUUUCUCAGCUCGUUUUCAUAUCCUCCUAGUCUUUCUGGUAUCCACUGUGCCGUUUGUCUAUGGGCAAGACCCUGAUGAUUGCUACAUCCCUCCCGCCAUUAUUACCAAAUUUUUCUGGCACAAUAGCACUCACAAUUGCGGGUGUGAUGAUGGUGGCUGUCUCCCAACUGGUCUUCAUGGCGGUCCAGGCUGUGGCCCACCAGAUACUGUGGAAGCAACAUUCUCCCAGCAAUCUCCAACCUACAAUGACACGUUGACCUGUGGCGCAUCCGACCCUGGGAGUGUUCCUGCUCGACCGAUUCCCGGUGGACCCUUCAACUGUCGAUCACUUGGGCGGCACUUCUUCUUGGCAGUUAAUGGCACCGAAGGAACACUUACCUAUGUGGAGCCUAAUUUUAUUUGGUGA
This is a messenger RNA of Aspergillus pseudotamarii, 411 nucleotides long. RefSeq lists its product as uncharacterized. NCBI's taxonomy places the organism in Eukaryota, Fungi, Ascomycota, Eurotiomycetes, Eurotiales, Aspergillaceae. The record is from RefSeq and is a predicted model, not a curated record. The coding region runs from base 1 to 411 and encodes 136 amino acids. The transcript has a single exon.